GGCGCGAUGCGCGAGAGAUGAGAAGAGAAGAGUUAGAGGGAGGGGCGAUUCCAACAAACGCUGCCGGACUUCGGAGUAGUUGUUAAUGUAGUAUAUGUGUGACAACGGGAUUGACAACAUGGAUACGUCUGACUUAGGAGGAGGUAUAAAUUGUACACCUCCAGCGAUAGAAGACUUUCCACACGACCUUUUCGACGAGAAACAGAGGCAGGGCGGAGCUGUCGUCGUGCACGUAAUCGUUUCGCUUUACCUGUUUAUCGCGUUAGCGGUAGUGUGUGAUAAAUUCUUCGUUCCCGCAGUAGAAAAGAUAUGUCACGCACUUUCAAUGUCCAAGGACGUGGCAGGUGCUACCUUUAUGGCCGCAGCAACGUCGGCGCCGGAACUGUUCGUAAACGCAAUCGGCACGUUCAUCACCGAAGGUGACAUCGGUGUCGGAACAAUAGUAGGCUCGGCUGUAUUCAAUAUUCUCGCGGUACCGGCUUGCUGCGGUAUAGGUGCUGGGAUGGUAGUUCCUCUUGACUGGUGGCCAGUUAGCAGAGACUGCCUCGCUUACGGCGUUACGGUUGCCAUUCUGAUAUGUAUCAUACACGACGAACGAGUAGAAUGGUACGAAGCGUUAACGCUAGUGUUAUUGUACAUCGUAUACAUCGCCGUCAUGUAUUGGGACAAAUCGUUUCAGCGAUGCACGCGAUUCCGUACGCAUAAUGCUGAUCGAUCGUCAACGGAUGAUCACCGACACGCGACAGAAGGCAGCACGGAAAUUCACAUGGCAAGAUCCGACAAAGUACAAUCGGCCGUUGAACAAACUGAACAUAUAGAUCUACCAUUGCAAAAUGGAGGAACGAAACCUCAAGAAGAGAAUCCUGACCCUAAUUAUGAAUACGAAUUAUUGGUUUGGCCGACACGAGCUGGGUGGAUAAGAAAAACAGCAUGGAUUAUGACUUGGCCGAUUCAUUUAGUUUUCAUGUGUACUAUUCCGGAUUGUGAAAAGCCACGAUUCAAGAAUUGGUUUCCGAUAACGUUCCUUAUGUGCAUCAUUUGGAUUGGAUCGUUGAGCUAUGUGGUCGCAUGGAUGAUCACUAUAAUUGGAGACACUCUGAAAAUACCGGAUUCCGUGAUGGGCAUUACUUUCCUGGCUGCUGGUACCAGCGUACCAGAGGCUGUAUCAAGCGUAAUAGUAGCAAAGCAAGGACACGGCUCGAUGGGUAUUAGCAACUCGAUCGGAUCAAACACUUUCGACAUAUUGUUGUGUUUGGGUCUACCGUGGCUAAUUAAAUCUUCGUUUUCACCGACACAACCAGGAAAACAUUACAUCAGUAUAAAUUCUGGUGGACUCGAGUACAGUGCCAUAUCGCUGUUAUCGACACUAAUGUUACUCUACAUUGCUUUUGCUUCGAAUAAGUUUCAGCUUGAUAGAAAAGUUGGUCGAGCCUGUUUAUGUAUGUAUGCGGUAUUUUUGAUAUUAGCCUCGUUGAUAGAACUCAAUGUAUUCUUCAGGGUAAACUUGCCCACGUGCCAGAGGACGGUCAAGUGAUCCGAAAUCGAAAGUAGAGUUGCUUAAUGAUAUUUCAUACGGUGUUUACUCUGAUCCUCGUACGUUCUUCCGAACUUACGAAAAACAUUGUGAACCGAAGAACGCUGUUUUACAUUAUACGAAACUAUUUCUUCUCCCGUCUCGUUUUUCGACGAGAUCGUCCUUCACCCCGAGGCUCCGUUACUCCAUGGCAUUCUUUCCUUCGUAAUCCAUCCACAAUGCCUUCUCCCCCAUUUCUCUCUCUUUCUCAUCCCUCUCUCUUUUUCUCUCUUUUUCUUUUUCGCCCUUUUUCUGUCCUUUUUUUCAUAUCAAAUCAUCACAUACUCGAUCACCCUUUGACUUCUCUAUUGCGAUCAAAUUUUAUCGUUUCCAUCUCUCCAACUCUUUCUCUCGCGCUAUCGUCUAAUUAUUCCGCUUACCACGAACAACAUGUAAUUUCUAACGUGAUUUAGGGAUAUAAACAGUAAACGGAAAAAAGAAGAAAACAAGGAAAUUUCGUCCUCUGGUAAAAGAAUAAGAAAGAGUUUGUCAUUUAUGCGAGUGCAGGAUCUGAACGUUGAAGCGUACUCACGUAUUCGUAAUGAUAGAAAAUGUUGGUAACAAUGAUUAAACGAGUAAAUGGAAUUAGGAAACAAAAUAUUGUUAAAAUAAUAAAUAAUAAUAAGGCCGUAAUAAGAUGUCGGUGAAAAGAAUUGGAUUACAAAGAAAAGCGAAAGAAGCUAAAGACAAACGAAGAUUAAGAAAUCAACAAAAGUACGAAGUAUACAUAACGAACACGUAUGUAACAUCGUAUAUAUGUAUAUUCAUAUAUAUACACACAUAUAUAUAUAUAUGAAUGAAGUAUGCAUAUGUUCGUGCAUGCGUGCGUGCGUGCGCGCGUGUGUGUGUGUGAGUGUGUAAUGUAUGUAUGUAUGUAUGUAUAUAAUAUAUGUAUAUACAGUAGACCGAUAGCGUAGAAAAGACUGCCGCUUUUAUAAAUGUUUCAUUUCGAGAAAAACAGCACAUACAUCAAACGAAUAUGAAUACGUAUAUUGGGUAGCUAGUACGUCCGAUUAAAUAAAGUUUCGAUAAUCGGUUAUCAUUGCGGAACACCAUGACAAUCGGUUAUCGGAACGGGGGAAUUACGAAAGUUUCGAUAAUUGCGCGCCAAGAUUGACAUCACGUUUAUUUGAUAAAAUACAUUGACAUGUACUGAAAUUCGCCGCAGGGUGUAUAUUUAAGUAAUCUAAGAACUUAACGAGAUUAAUAAAGUACUGUAAUAAGUUAUUAAAAAGAGA
Bombus impatiens (common eastern bumble bee) is the source of this 2811-nucleotide messenger RNA. It is a transcript of the gene zyd, whose product is annotated as sodium/potassium/calcium exchanger 4. Gene Ontology annotation, molecular function: calcium, potassium:sodium antiporter activity; calcium channel activity. Gene Ontology annotation, cellular component: membrane. The coding region runs from base 95 to 1534 and encodes 479 amino acids. The record is from RefSeq and is a predicted model, not a curated record. The transcript is spliced from 8 exons. Gene Ontology annotation, biological process: intracellular calcium ion homeostasis; calcium ion transmembrane transport. Lineage: Eukaryota; Metazoa; Arthropoda; Insecta; Hymenoptera; Apidae.